Molecule: messenger RNA, 3765 nt
Organism: Ostrea edulis (European flat oyster)
Lineage: Eukaryota; Metazoa; Mollusca; Bivalvia; Ostreida; Ostreidae
Product: glutamine synthetase 2 cytoplasmic-like
Exons: 7
Coding region: 1830-2900 (356 amino acids)
Cellular component (GO): cytoplasm
Molecular function (GO): glutamine synthetase activity
Source: RefSeq, a predicted model, not a curated record
CAUUUAUUUUCUUAACAGUGUAGCAAUAUAUGUAGAGUUCACAGCUUCAUAAAAUAAAGCCGCACAAUGUCGAUGUUUUUACCUUCGGUAUCAAUGAUAGCCAUUUCCUCAUGAAUGUGAACAACAGAAAUAAAAGUCAAAUAUAGAUCUAUAUAAAAAAUAUAUUUCGUUUUUGAACGGACGUGUUUUUUAACUCGGGUAACAUACUGGUUUUUUACUGCAAAAAAGACCGAAUUUGGACAUUUUUUGGAUUUGUUGUGUGUGAUAAAGUGAUUAAUUAGAUAGACGUCGUGUAUUGCGGUUGAAAUAUGGUAAAGGGAAAAAAGAACAAUAACAACAAAAGAAAGAAACCCGAGUCUGGCGGUGGCGGAUCUAAUCACAAUAGUAUAUCACUGAGUGGGAUUUUGAACGAGACUAAUAGUGUACUAUUCAACAAUGUAAUCGGACAAUCAAUGGCUAGUCAGCAGCAGCAGUUUGCAUCCACACCAGUAAAGUCUUUACCAUCAUCUCAGGUCUAUGCAUCUACCACACCAGGGGUCAUGUGCUGGAAUUUACAUGCUUAUAUCAAACCGGGAGCGGAUCAAGCAUUUUAUUUUAAUUCUAAUAAGAGUCCUGCUAUCUUCAUAUUAAAACACCCGCAUUCGAUAUUAAUAUAAAUAUAUAUCAACCGUCAAUUUAAAAUUGACAUGAUUCGUAGAAAAUCAGCAUAGUAUUCUACCUGUGUCUAAAUACAUUUAAAAUGUGCUUGUUCCCCAUUUUAAAACAAAUAGGAAUUCUAUAUUAAGCUAGAAGGUGGCGAUGCCUUUCUCAACAUCAUACUUGAUAUUGUGAUAUAGUUAAUAUGAAGAUAGCAGGAAUCUUAUUAGAAUUAGAAUAAGAUGUUUGAUCCACUCCCGGUUUGAAAUAAGUAAGUAAAUUUCAUUUAGAGUCGACACGUAUAUAUUUAACAAAUAAACAUGGUUUCAAAUAGGUCCUAUAACCGACUGUAACAUAUUUACAAAUGAAUACACAUACAAUGACAUAACUUGUACAUGCAUGUCGUUAGAUACAGAUUGCAGGUAGCAGUACUUCGCAGCAGUAAUCUUGAAAUGACCUUGUGGACGACAGUAUAACAUUUCGGCAGGUCGUUUACACUGUUUACGGUUCCUCUCUUCGAUGUUCUAGAUCUCACAAAUAUGCGUUAUACGAAAUGAAGAAAUUCUGUGUCCCCAUAUAGAACUAUAUAACUCUAAGAGAAGUCAUUUAAGGACAACAACCACCCACCCACCCACCCCCACAUCAAUGCAUGGGUUGAUAUAUAUUUCUUUGCAUAUUUUGGCUGUAAGUAGUACAUAUAUCAAAUUCCUAAAGUUUAAUGAACUUGUAGAUUUCUUGUGAAGUUCAAAAGUUCAUGUGAUGUGUGUCAUUUCCCUACAUAACUACGGAAUUUUAACCGCUGUAUCACUAUAUUCCUUUCACUUUUAUGAAUAUAGAUUCAGUUUUCAUUUCCAUGAAGAAGAAAAAAAUGUUUGUAGCAAGUGUUGUUGAAAGGUGCCUCUGUUUGAGUGAGUUUAAAUUGAAACGCGGAAGUGAUUGACGCCAACUCCAACAUGUUCAGAUAAUGCGACACUGACUCAAACAAAUUAGGACGUCUUUCGUUUGAGAAACUUUGGGAAUUGUUUACGUGAACCGGAAAAGUAUAAAUAGAACAGACUGAGGUUGCCGUCACUAUUAUAACUGCCAAUGGGCCAAUAUAGGAUUAUAUUGUAAAAACAGUAACUUUGAUUCAAAAGGAAAUUCCCGUUUACCGUUUCUUUGAAUUAUCAAGACCACACUGCUUCCACGUGACUAUGGCGGUGACGGAGAAAGCUGUGUUGAAGCGCUAUAUGGCCCUCCCCCAGCCUGAUGACCGGGUGAUGUGUGAAUACAUCUGGAUAGACGGUACCGGCGAGGGGAUCAGGUCUAAGUGCAAAACCAUGGACUUUGAACCCAAACACCCAAAAGAGUGUCCGGUGUGGAACUAUGACGGGUCCAGCACGUAUCAGGCGGAAGGUUCAAACUCGGACAUGUACCUUCAUCCAGUAGCUUUGUUCAAUGACCCCUUCCGGCUUGGCAAAAACAAACUGGUGUUGUGUGAAGUGUACAAAUAUAACAACAAACCAGCUGAAACCAACAAACGGAAGGUGUGUAAUGAAGUAUGUGAGAAAACAGCUGAACAAAAGCCUUGGUUUGGUAUAGAACAAGAAUACACGCUCCUGGAUGUGGACAAAUAUCCGUACGGAUGGCCGAAAAACGGAUAUCCUGGACCCCAGGGACCAUAUUAUUGCGGUGUCGGUGCCAACAAAGUGUUUGGGAGGGACAUAGUUGAAGCUCACUACAGGGCAUGUCUGUAUGCAGGCAUCAAAAUCGCCGGCUGUAACGCCGAGGUCAUGCCUGGACAGUGGGAAUUCCAGGUGGGACCCUGUGAGGGUAUCGCUAUGGGGGAUGAGCUGUGGGUGGCCAGGUACAUUUUGCACAGAGUGGCGGAAGAUUUCGGGGUUCUCGUCACCUUGGACCCUAAACCUGUUCCAGGAGACUGGAACGGCGCAGGUGCACACACCAACUACAGCACUUUAAAAAUGAGAGAGGACGGGGGAAUCGAAUACAUUGAGGAAGCGAUAGACAAACUGUCCAAGUGUCACGAGAAGCACAUCAGAGCGUACGACCCUAAGGAAGGAGAGGACAACAGACGACGACUAACGGGACUUCACGAGACUUCAACGAUAAAUGACUUUUCUGCUGGGGUAGCCAAUAGGGGUGCCAGCAUCCGCAUUCCCCGCCAGGUGGCACAGGAAGGACAGGGGUACUUAGAGGAUCGCCGACCCUCAUCAAACUGUGAUCCUUAUGCUGUUGUUGAGGUGAUCCUAAGGACUACCUGUUAAGACGAAAUCUAAGUUUGUGUGUGUAUAAUUUUCUUGUUCGUGGGUAUAAUGCAAUUCGUGGAAUUAGAAUUCACAUAUCUUAAAUGGUGUUAUUACUUUAUAUGGGAUUUUGGCAAUAUCUUACCAAUAAUGAUAUGAACAAAUUGUAUGGUUUUAUAUUGAUGUAUAGCUUUCUGUUUAAUAUUGUUCAGUUGUUUACAAAUGUUUUACAAUAAUUCUAGUUAAGAAAUAAACUAAUGAUUAACCAUAUUAUGCUACAUAAAAUGGUUUUAGACAUAUUGUGCUUUACAAAUUACGAAGUGAUUUAUAUUUACAAAAAAAAGAGAGUUAAAAUCUGCUCCAAACCAUUUCAUAUCGCAUAAUAUGAGUAAGUAUUAGCCUAAUUCCUUAUAUUUUGAAUUUUGAAGAAAAAAAAUUCGAAAUUUAGUGUGAAGCGGAUCAAUAUCAUCAUAGCAACAUUUUGAAAAUUUGUAAUGCGUCUUUGUUUAGUUCAGUUUAUUGUUGAAUAAUUCAGAUAAGAGCCUAGCCAUGCUAUAACUAUGUUUAUUGUUGAAUAAUUCAGAUAAGAACGUAGCCAUGUUAUGUUUAUUGUUGAAUAAUUCAGAUAAGAGCCUAGCCAUGCUAUAACUAUGUUUAUUGUUGAAUAAUUCGGAUAAGAACCUAGCCAUGUUAUGUUUAUUGUUGAAUAAUUCAGAUAAGAGCCUAGCCAUGCUAUAACUAAUGUUAUUUUGAUAUGGAAUAUUCCUCUAGCAUUGAUGUAAUGGGGUAACGUUGAAUACGUGCGUAACUGCGUUAUUGCACACAUUCAUGUUAGCGUUAAUGUUUUUAAACUUGAUGAGAAAAAGAAUAAAUUAUUAACAUAAAA